This is a messenger RNA of Thelazia callipaeda (thelaziosis nematode), 873 nucleotides long. NCBI's taxonomy places the organism in Eukaryota, Metazoa, Nematoda, Chromadorea, Rhabditida, Thelaziidae. The record is from the annotation of a GenBank genome assembly.
AUGUUUUCUUUUCCGCUAUGCAGACUUCUCGCCAAUUUCAGUAACAACAUUGCAUUACAGAAUCGCUUCACGUGGGUUCUGCGACGAGUUAUCGCACCUGAACCAACACAGCCGGGAUGUAUUCAACGAAAUCCAGCCGAACAUCCAGAUCUAAUGAAAUAUGAAGUUGUAGAACAUGAAGAUUUUAAACCUGUAGGACCUUUAAAAGUGAUUCUACUCAAGGAUGUUGAGGGCAUUGGAAAUCAGUUCGAUGUUGUUGAAGUUGAUCGCAAACUUGCACGGCUUGAUCUUUUGUUGACGCAGAAGGCAGCGUAUGCAUCUCCCUUUAAUUUACAAUAUUAUGGAGAGAUGAAAGAGAAAAUGAAAGAUGAGUUGGCAAAACGCAUUCGUAUUCCAUAUGAUUAUGUUCUACUUGGAAGAGAUUUAAUUAAACGAGUUAUACCUUUGCGAGUCUCAAUGGAAAAACCUUGGCUGUUAGAUAGACUAAUAAUAAAAACUUCUUUGCGACAGGAGGGGAUUGAGAUAGUAGAUGAUAUGAUCUUCCUCGAACAAUUGAAUUUGAGAGGCCCAAAUAUCGAACUUGAAGCCCGAUUGCUACGGUUUUAUGUUGUUGUGUGUCAUCAAUACAUUGUUCCUAUGAUUGGUCGCAUUUGUCACACAUCAUCAGAUGAAAGCAAACAGGCUUGUUUUGUCCUUUAUCCUGAAAAAAUUGGAAUACCAAACGCUGAAAGUCUUAGAAAAUAUGGUAUAGAAGAGGAGAAGCCAUACUUUGCACCUGAACCAGAAAUAUUGGAGGAUUUCGACGUAGUGGGUCUCAUGAGGCAAAGAAGACAAGAGAUCAAUAAAAAAGAUGAUUUGCAUGCCAGGAAAUAA